This is a messenger RNA of Closterium sp. Naga37s-1, 801 nucleotides long. Lineage: Eukaryota; Viridiplantae; Streptophyta; Zygnematophyceae; Desmidiales; Closteriaceae. The record is from the annotation of a GenBank genome assembly.
AUGGAGACGCAAGCAGGCCGACCGGAGCCAUCCGGUUUCCGCAACAAACGUCCACGAAAAGCCGCCCAGUGGCUGAACCCUCUGCUGCGCUUCCUGCAGCUAGCAGCUGCUGUUUCCGCCUUCCCUGUGAUGAUCCGCGCAGGGGCAGGGCUGCUGUGGUUCUCCAACUGGCACGCCUUCUCGUUUCUUAUAGCAGGGACGGUUAUAGCGGGAUUCUGGGCGCUGCUGAUGCUGCUUCUGGACUGCUUCUUGGCAGCUUCUGGGAAGCUGCUUCACUCAACGGCUCUGCUCUGGGCCAUUGUGAUUGGUGACUUUAUUGCUCUCUCUAUGGCUUUAAGUGCUGGAGCUGCCACGGCUGCCUUGACCAUGCUCAACGACCAGGGCCUGCCAGGCCGUUCCUUCAUCUGCACGGGUGCCGGUGCUGCCACGGCUGCCAUCACAACCCUCAACGAUCAGGGCCUGCCCGGCCUUCCCUUCAUCUGCACGGGGUCAACGCCCUUCCACACCUUCUGCGCCCGCACCAAGGCAUUCCCACUCCAUGCCAUGUCCCCCUCCCCCUCACAGAUUGCACUAUCCAUGGCCCUCAGUGCCGGUGCUGCCACGGCUGCCAUCACAACACUCAACGACCAGGGUCUGCCCGGCCGUCCCUUCAUCUGCACGGGGUCAACACCCUUCAACACCUUCUGUGCUCGCACCAAAGCUGCUGCGGCCAUGGCUCUCAUCUCUGCAGCCUUUUUCCUGCCCUCGCUGCUACUCAGUGGUGCCAGACUAGCUUCCGAGUACUAUGAAGAAGAUGAUUAG